AUGUCAUUGCCAACCAACACGCAAUGCGAUGACGCCUCUAUUUCCUCAACGCCCACUGCCGCCCCCCGUGUCAAUGUUGUCCCGCUGAUCAAACCGCGUCACCAGAGGAGGCAGCGGGGGUAUCAUCAUAUGGAGGUGACAGACUCGUCAGGGGAUCGCCUAUCCGCCACCACAGCGCUCCAGCAGCAUACAAGGGAAGUCCUCACCGUUCGCAAUGGACCAAUGACUUAUGAACAGGAAAUGUAUUUUCACCCUCAUGAGUUGUACAAGCAUGGGAAGUAUCAGAUACAUACGAGCAGUGUCGGCUACAGCAGUGGAGGAGAUCUCGUGAUCACACGCGAGUGCGUCUCUGAGCCAAACGAUGUGGAUAUGGGUUUUUUGCGCUACCGAUCUGAAAUUGACAGGGCCAUCUGUUUGGAUCCCAAAGCCCGUCGACCCUUUUCAGAGGAUGAAGCGAAAAAAAAAUUGCGCUUUAAUGUUCCUCGCUAUCGCAAGUAUCCCGGUAUUCGCGCCCCAAGAAACCGUAAGGUACGCAAUCGCCUUUUGAAUGAUUACUUCGCCACGGAAUAUGCACGUAAAAUUAUGGAAAAAUACCGUGAACGUCAGGCGAAUGGAGAGGAAGAAAGCGAUGCAUCGCCUCCUGUACGUCCUGUAUUUGGAAACCUUCCGCCCUUCUUUUUAAAGAUGCUUGACCUUGACGAAGAUGCUCAGACGCGUGCUCUUGAACGAUGUGGAGUUCAAAUGCGACCCCCAUUUGUUUCUGGACCCAAAGACCCCGAUUCAGGCGAAGCACGUUUUCAAUCCAUGAACGCUCGUCUGAGGUCGGAGUUGGUGCAUGCACUCUCCAGUGAAUUUCUUACGCGACAGAUUUUUGAUUUGGAACGUGCCUUUGCCGCCUUCAUUGUAGAAGGGAAUGUGAAUAAACCACUGGAGUACAAAUUCCGCGAUGGAUACGGGCGUCUCGUGUGUCACGGCGUUGCAGCGUACUAUAACCUUUUCUCCGAGUCUCAGCAGCAGCCCGAUGGCUCCAAGGUGACUAUUGUGAGUUGGCCAAAAAAGAAAAUACAUUCUUCUGUGCCACUUACUUUGCCACGUACAAGUCUUAUGUAUAUACUUCGAAAGAAGCGUGGCGAUACUUCAAGUUGCUCCUCGACGUCCACACCGCAAACCACGCCGUUUGCGCAUGCUGAGGACCCAGAACUUCUGCCCCUACCAUUUAAUCUGGAAGCGGCAUCGACAGACCAUGAGGUAACUACCGUGCUAACGCCCACCCCGGAGCACGGGAAUUCAGCGGACGACGGAACUCCCCGGCCCCUUGCGAUUUAUGAGCCAUUUUGGGGGGGUGCAGCCGAGGGCGCGGCCAACGAAACUACACAAAAAAAGAAAAUGCGCAAGGCCAUGAAGGCGGCGCAGCAACAGAAGGAAGAACUGAUGGAUGAAACCAUAUAA
Messenger RNA from Trypanosoma cruzi, 1449 nucleotides. RefSeq lists its product as uncharacterized. Gene Ontology annotation, molecular function: nucleic acid binding. Lineage: Eukaryota; Euglenozoa; Kinetoplastea; Trypanosomatida; Trypanosomatidae. The coding region runs from base 1 to 1449 and encodes 482 amino acids. The transcript has a single exon. The record is from RefSeq and is a predicted model, not a curated record.